Carica papaya (papaya) is the source of this 2267-nucleotide messenger RNA. The record is from RefSeq and is a predicted model, not a curated record. NCBI's taxonomy places the organism in Eukaryota, Viridiplantae, Streptophyta, Magnoliopsida, Brassicales, Caricaceae.
CCAUUUUUCUCACACCAAACUUUGUCACAAUAUCAAAAAAGUCGCCAUUAACAAACUCAAGCUUCAUACUUUCGAAUACCCAUUUGCCCACUACUCUCUCUCUCCACUCUCUUUGGAAUCUCCUCCAACUUUUUCUGCUUUAUUCUUCUUCUUCCUCAAAGACUUUUUCUGUCACCUUUUCUGGAUAUCAACAAUCAUGAGGACUGCCUUCUGCAAAUCUCCAUCUCCUUCCAGAGCUUUAAACGCCACUCCACCGGUAUCUCCGCCGCGCCAUACUUUCUCUGAUACUUUAAUGGAGGAAAACAUCGAAAACGCCGAAGGAAUUAUCAAGAGAUGGAGUUCGGAGAGCUCCGUUUCUUCUCACUGCAACGUCGAAUCUCUUUUCAACAUCAACAAUCGCCAUGAAGCUACCAGCUUCAUUAAAUCCGUCGCAGAUCUUCAAUCCGCCAUGCGCUACUACGUUUCCGAAAAUCCCGGGUCUGAGAAGCUCGUUCGAGCGCAGAUCCUCAUGCAGGCAGCGAUGAAGAUAUUGGAGAAGGAGUUUUACCAGAUGUUGAAGGCGAACCGGGCACAUCUUGACCCGGAAUCUGUCUCGACCCACUCCUCCAGAAUUUCAAGGUCAAGCGGUAGCUUAUCAGAUUUCGAAGAUGAUUCUGACGACGAUCUCUCUCGGGUUUCCGAUAGGGAGAGCGCUUCGGCGUUUAUGACGAAUCGAGCAAUGGCGGAUUUGAAGACGAUUGCUGACUGUAUGAUAUCGGCGGGCUACGCGAAGGAGUGCGUGAAGAUUUACAAAAUUAUUCGAAGAUCAAUUGUUGAUGAAGCUCUGUAUGUGUUGGGAGUUGAGAGGCUGACCUUCGCGCAGAUUCAGAAGCUGGACUGGGAUGUUCUCGACGGGAAGAUCAAGAACUGGUUGAACGCCGUGAAAGUUGCCGUCAAAACACUUUUCUUCGGAGAGAGAUUGCUUUGUGAUUACGUCUUCUCCUCUUCUCCGGGGAUUGGAGAAUCCUGUUUCUCGGAAAUCACAAAAGAAGGAGCUCUUACUCUGUUUGGCUUCCCAGAAAAUAUAGCGAAAUGCAAGAAAACCCCCGAGAAAAUGUUCCGCACACUCGAUCUCUACGAGGCAGUAUCUGAACUCUGGCCGGAGAUUGAGUCAAUAUUCUCUUUCGAGACCACCGUUACAGUCCGGACCCAAGCCGUCAACUCGCUUCUCAGACUCGGUGACGCCGUACGUACAAUGUUAACAGACUUCGAAGCAGCAAUUCAGAAAGAUUCGUCGAGAACGCCAGUUCCCGGCGGAGGAGUCCACCCGUUAACUCGCUAUGUCAUGAACUACCUAGCUUUCCUCGCCGAUUACAGCGGGGAGAUCGCCGAUAUAGUCGCCGAUUGGCCACUCACGUUACAGUGCCCGUUACCGGAAUCUUACUUCGGCAGCCCGGAUUCCAACGACGGCGUUUACUCAUCGCCGGUUUCCGUCCGCCUGGCAUGGCUCAUCCUCGUCAUGCUCUGCAAACUCGACGGCAAAGCCGAAAUCUACAAGGACGUUCCACUCGCCUACCUUUUCCUUGCCAACAACCUUCAAUACGUCGUCGUAAAAGUCCGGACCUCUAACCUCAGGCUCCUCCUCGGCGACGCCUGGCUUUCCCGCCACGAAGCCAAAGUAAAACAAUACGCCGCCAACUACGAGCGCAUGGGCUGGGGCAAGGUGCUGACGUCACUUCCCGAGAAUCCUGACAUUCCGCUGGAGCAGGCUAAGACUCGGUUCAGGACCUUCAACGCAGCGUUUGAGGAAGCGUACAAGAAGCAGAGCUCGUGGGUCGUACCCGACUCGAAGCUCCGAGAUGAAAUUAAGCUGUCGUUGGCGAGGAAACUGGUUCCGACAUACCGGGAGUUCUACGAGCGUUACCGGGUCGGGUUGAAGAAGGAGACAUGGUCAGAGUCGUUGGUCAGAUUUGCCCCCGACGAUCUGGGGAAUUACCUUUCCGACCUUUUCUUUGGAAACGGCGGGCCCGGGAGCGUCUCGUCAUGUUCUUCGGCAUCUUCGUCCCCAGGACACUCGAGAGGUGGCCGUAGUAAUUGAGACGAGUUUUUGGGUUUAGUACGGGAAUUAAUCGCCGGCCAAACACGAUGGGACGUUACUUUUAGCCGUCAUAUAUUUUGUGGAUAAAAGUAAUUUGGACCAAUAUGAAUUAUUUAUUAUUAAUCACGUGUAUACAGACGUUGUUACGGGAUAGAGAAAUACAAAAUUCUUUGAUUCUUUAGGGAUUUAA